AUGUCUUCUUUAGUUGAAGCUAACUUAGAUUUUAAAAGGACUGGCCAUUGGGAGACAACAUAUGAUAAAGAGGAAGAGGAGAUGCUAAAAAGGUUGAUACUAAAUCUUUGCCAUGUCAAGGAGCUUAAAAUUGAGGGUUUCUGUUCUGAGAUUGUAUCUCGUUUGGAAGCAAAAGGUUACAUUUUUCCAUCAAAUAUCAAGUUUCCUGAUGUUACUAGUGAUUGGUCUGAUAGUGAUUCAGUUGAAAGCGAAGAUUAG
Messenger RNA from Lactuca saligna, 258 nucleotides. Lineage: Eukaryota; Viridiplantae; Streptophyta; Magnoliopsida; Asterales; Asteraceae. The record is from the annotation of a GenBank genome assembly.